This is a messenger RNA of Entelurus aequoreus (snake pipefish), 2296 nucleotides long. Its product is annotated as probable nuclear hormone receptor HR38. The coding region runs from base 16 to 1866 and encodes 616 amino acids. Gene Ontology annotation, molecular function: zinc ion binding; nuclear glucocorticoid receptor binding; RNA polymerase II cis-regulatory region sequence-specific DNA binding. Gene Ontology annotation, cellular component: transcription regulator complex; nucleus. The record is from RefSeq and is a predicted model, not a curated record. The transcript is spliced from 8 exons. Lineage: Eukaryota; Metazoa; Chordata; Actinopteri; Syngnathiformes; Syngnathidae. Gene Ontology annotation, biological process: cellular response to corticotropin-releasing hormone stimulus; regulation of transcription by RNA polymerase II.
AGCAAGGCGCCCUGCAUGGAGCCUUGGUCGUGGAUCCCGACUGACGCGUGUGCGCGUGCGCGGGAGUGUGUGUGUGUGCUCCCCUGGAAUACACAGGCGGCGGCGGCAUUUGGACUUUUACUCCAAACAGCGAUGCCCUGUGUUGAACCGCAGCACAUACCCCCGCCUCAUGACACCCACCUGGGCCCUGACCUGACGAACCUGGACCUGGUGAUGGACCUCAGCGGGCAGAAGGAGCAGCUGUCCACGUCCUUGUUACCCAGCAUCAACACCUUGGUGGGGGGCGGCUACGUCGGCGAGUUUGAUGCUUACUCCUGCAAGGUCAGCGCCUCGCCGUCCUUGUCGGCGGCGUGUGAGAGCUGGGACUGCCCCGUGCAGAACCCGGCCUACAAGCUGGAUGAUCUGCAGGUGUACGGCUGCUACCCGGGAUCCUUCACUCUCAGCUGCCUGGAUGAGACGCUGUCAUCGGGCGGCUCCGACUACUACGGCAGCCCGGGUUACUCCGCCGCGUCCCCGCCCACGACGGGCUUCCAGACACUUUGUGCGCCUGUGUGGGAGGCGCCCUUCAGCCCCUACAAUUCAGUCCCCUCCGCUGAUAAGAAGGACUCCUUCUUGACCUUCCCCCCGACGCCGGAGCAGCCCUCUCCGCCGGCGGUUCCGCACCAGGAUGCUCUGCUGGGUCAGGACCAGACUUUCUUCCUGCCUCCUCAGCAGCAGGUCUAUCCCCUCCAGUGCCCCGCCAUGACCAUGGAGCACGGCGGCAGGGUCAUGGAAGACUCGCCCAGGGUCCACAACCCGGGUUUGAGCGAGGGCCGCUGCGCCGUGUGCGGAGACAACGCCUCAUGUCAGCACUACGGAGUCCGCACGUGUGAAGGCUGCAAAGGUUUCUUUAAGCGAACGGUGCAGAAAAAUGCAAAGUAUGUUUGCCUCGCCAAUAAAGACUGUCCAGUGGACAAGAGGAGGAGGAACCGCUGCCAGUUCUGCCGUUUCCAGAAAUGUCUGACAGUGGGAAUGGUCAGAGAAGUUGUUCGACGAGACAGCCUGAAAGGUCGUCGGGGGCGCCUGCCGUCCAAACCAAAGAUGGCGGCCGAGGCUUCCUCCUCCAGCCCUAAAGUAAACAUCAUAGCCUCCUUGGUGCGAGCGCAUUUGGACUCCAACCCGACCAUUGGGAAGCUCGACUACUCCAAGAAUCCAGAAACAUCCGUGCAGCACUGGAUGAAAGAUGCAAUGUACCAGGAGAUCAUGGGCAGUGUGUCAGAGAAGGAGAACGCCGACGACAUCCAGCAGUUCUACGACCUGUUAAGCGGAUCCUUGGAGGUGAUCAAAACCUGGGCUGAAACCAUUCCAGGGUUCCCAGACUUCUGCCCGGAGGACCAGCAGCUCCUGCUGGAGUCUGCCUUUGUGGAGCUGUUCAUCCUUCGUCUGGCAUACAGGUCCAACUCGGAGAAAAACAAGCUGAUCUUCUGUAACGGCGUGGUCCUGCACCGGCAGCAGUGCGUUCCGACUUUCGGGGACUGGAUAGACUCCAUUAUGGAUUUCUCCCAGAAUCUCCACCGCAUGAACUUAGACGUCUCCCUGUUCGCCUGCCUGUCAGCGCUCGUCAUCGUCACCGAUCGCCACGGCCUCAAGGAGCCUAAACGAGUGGAGGACUUCCAGAGCAACCUCAUCUCUUCUCUGAGGGAACACGUGAGAUCGGAAAUGAGCAGGACCCAGCCCAACUAUCUCUCCCGGCUUCUGGGUAAGCUCCCGGAGCUGAGGACUCUUUGCACUCAGGGCCUGCAGCGCAUCUUUUACCUAAAACUGGAGAACCUGGUCCCUCCUCCGGCCAUUGUGGAUAAAAUCUUCAUGGAUAUUUUACCUUUUUGAAUCAAGGCGAAGGAGAAGGAAAGCACCUUAGAUAAUUUUUUUUAUUUUGUGGUUGAACAUCCUACUUAUAACAGCUGUCUUGAAACAUGCAUGCAGAACCUUUAAAGACUCCAAAGAAUUGAUGUCUUCUCCUUACAUGAUCCCUAAAAAGUGCGUGUGCAAUUAUGAAAUUGCUGUGCUAAAUGUGCAAAAAAAACCUGAUGCUAGCUAAGUCACACACAACCACGCUCUAAAAUACACUAUUGAUUGAUUGAUUUAUUGAGACUUUUAUUAGUAGGUUGCACAGUGAAGUACAUAUUCCAUACAAUUGACCACUAAAUGGUAACACCCGAAUAAGUUUUUCAACUUGUUUAAGUCGGGGUCCACUUAAAUUGAUUCAUGAUACAGAUAUAUACUAUCAUAUAUACUAUCAUCAUAAUACAGUCAUCAC